CGAGGUCAACCAUCUUUAAUUGCCCCUGGUCUGUGAAACAUUUGAGGGCUCAUAUUUUUUUACAUUUCCGACGACAUCCUCCUCCAAGCAUCACGCGAAUCCCUCCUCAGCGCUAGUGGCGAAUUUCGCGUCCUUCAUCGAACUGUUCCAGAUAUCUACAAAAUCAGAUAGGGUUUAACGCGAGAUUCUCCAGCGUAGGACACCAUGAAUAAGGGUAAAUCAUUGAAAGCAGGCCCUUCUCAGUCUGCAGGCCUGUACAAGGCUGAAUCCGUCAAAGACGUUGCAGAGUCGCUGGGGAUCACAAAUCUAUCUGAGAGUGUUGCUUCUAACCUCGCGAGCGACGUGGAGUAUCGGCUGCACCAAGUCAUUGAGGAAGCUGCUCGAUUUAUGCGGCAUGCACGCCGAACAAGUUUGACUACCAAUGAUAUCGACCAAGCCCUACGCGUCCUGAACAUUGAACCCCUCUAUGGCCACACGCCACACAACCCACCCUCCUUCCGCCGUGCGCUUCCCUUUCCCACUCUCCCUGCCGCGGGCUCCGUAUAUUUCCUUGAGGACGAGGAGAUCGAUUUUGAUAGGGUGUUGAAGGAAGAGAGGCUAUCGACCGGUAACAACGGGGUGAGGUGGACGGCGCAUUGGUUAGCGGUAGAGGGUGUGCAGCCGCUCAUUCCAGAGAAUCCACCGGCUAUUCCAAAGGACGAGCCGGGAGCAGGUACACAGAAGAACGGAGUCAACGGACUUGUGGCGGGGAUGGGGCAGUCGACGCCUACGUCGCCAGGAGCGAGACGGCUGGCGGCAUCACAACACUCACAACAACAGCAGCAGCAGCUCGUCAAACAAGUUCUUUCGAGGGAGUUGCAGCUUUAUCACGCUCGGCUCACUUCAUCGCUACUAUCACCGUCUUCCACCACGGCCGAUCAGACGAAACGGACGGCGGCGCUUGCAAGUUUGAGGCACGAUGCGGGGCUGCAGCCGUUACUGCCAUACCUUGUUCGAUGGGUUGCAGAGGGUGUAAUAGCGAUAUUGAAGGAGGGUCCGGAUAGCGGAGAGGGUGAUGAAACCGGAAGGGUGCUCGAGGUGUACCUCCAGGUUAUAGCAGCUCUCUUGGACAAUCAGACUUUAUUCGUCGAGCCUUACCUUCACCAACUGCUCCCUCCUAUUCUGUCCAGUCUCCUCUACUCGUCGCUACCGCUACCAACACCAUUGAAUAAACCAAACCCAAUUCGCACCCACGCGUCCCAGACCCUUUCCCACCUCCUGACCCAACACUCUUUGUCCUAUCCCGACCUCUCACCUCGUAUCAUGAAGACCCUCCUAGUCGGACUCGUUGGCGUAAACAAAGCCAAAGGCACCCGCGAAGGCGCCGUCAUGGGCCUCAUUGCCGUCGGAAAAGAAGCCGUACGGCAAGGGCUACUAGGAAAAAACGGCGCGAAGGUCAUAGGCAACGAGCUGACCGCGGCGAAGGGCACGGGAAGGAUCAGGGAUAUGAUCGGGAGCGAGGGGUUAAGGGAGGAGGUUUUGAGGGCGCUGAGGAUGAUGUGUGGACUCGAGGAAGAGGGAGGCGCGAGCAUGGAUAGGAUGAUGAUUGGGUUGGAGGAUAGGAGUGAGGAGGACAGGGAGCUUGAUAGACGGCUGAGAGACGUGCUGGGAGAUUAUUUUGCGGAGAGGGUCAAGGGAGAUAAGGAGUGGGUGAAGGCGAUAUUGGGGAUGUGAGUGUGAGGUGCGAUGAAUGUUUCACUUCUGUGAUUAUUGCCGCUUGUUGUUUUAUUGCUGUGUGUUUCCCGCCCGACUUCUCCUUGAAUG
Messenger RNA from Stereum hirsutum FP-91666 SS1, 1803 nucleotides. RefSeq names its product TAF-domain-containing protein. The transcript has 4 exons. Gene Ontology annotation, molecular function: transcription coactivator activity; RNA polymerase II general transcription initiation factor activity; protein heterodimerization activity. Bases 205 to 1713 code for a protein of 502 amino acids. The record is from RefSeq and is a predicted model, not a curated record. Gene Ontology annotation, biological process: transcription initiation at RNA polymerase II promoter; RNA polymerase II preinitiation complex assembly. Gene Ontology annotation, cellular component: transcription factor TFIID complex; SAGA complex; SLIK (SAGA-like) complex. Lineage: Eukaryota; Fungi; Basidiomycota; Agaricomycetes; Russulales; Stereaceae.